Molecule: messenger RNA, 2943 nt
Organism: Naumovozyma castellii
Lineage: Eukaryota; Fungi; Ascomycota; Saccharomycetes; Saccharomycetales; Saccharomycetaceae
Gene: SUM1
Product: Sum1p
Exons: 1
Coding region: 1-2943 (980 amino acids)
Source: RefSeq, a predicted model, not a curated record
AUGAUGGGCGAUAAUAUUGCUGAUGUUGGCCCCCCUGACGAAACUCAGUUGAAUAGCAACGCCACUAAUACUAAUACUACUAGCGACGACAGCAAGCCGUUCAUGGAUAUCAACGAUUCUAACCCAUUAUCCUCUAUAAGUCAUGAAGUCUCCCAUUUGAAGACCCAAUACAAUCAAAUCGAGUCCUUGCUACUAUCCAAGGAUACCUCCUGGACCUCCUCCUUGCAAGAUCUAAUCACUACUUUGAAGAAAAUCUCUCAUAAUCAAUCUGUCCUGGAAAAUAAACUGGAAGAUGCCAUGAAGAAUCAAAUGAAUACAGAUCUAUUGGUCAACUCUAUCAACGAAAGAUUGAACAACAUUAAGAAAACUUUGAUCCCCAUCUCCGGUGCAUCCGUAUCUUCAUCCGCCUCAGUCAACAAUUCUUCACAUAAUAACACUGGUCGUCGUGGUCCAGGUAGACCAAGAAAGGAUGCUGCUAAGAGAAUAGAAGAUUCAUUGGAAAAUAAUUCUCAAGUCACUUUACCCACGGGCAACGUGAAAACCUCGAAAUCUAAACGUUAUUUCAUUGAUCCAACGUCAAAGGAACAAGAAGACGUGAAACCAAGUGUUACACCAAAGACAACGACUCCUGCAGCCCCCGCAGUACCUAAACCUAAGAAAAGAAGAGGUAGACCUCCAAAGCAAAGAACUGUAGAGACUGUCAUAAUUAGUCAAGAAUUGCCUCCCGAAGAAACAGACAUUGAUAUUAACACUUCUCACACAGGUAAUGUUACUUCUCCCAAUGCUACAGAUUUAAAUAAUACUUCUCGUGGAACUGAAUUGGAAAAUAUUGAAGAGGAUAAUACUCAUGAUAAUGCUAAUGCUGAUCAUACUGAUAGUGCUGCUGAUAAGGAACAAGAUGGGGAAGCAAACCAUGAGGUGAGUAUUACUGAUACUACUUCCGUUUCCAAGGAUGAAGCACAAAGAAAUACACCCACGACAGCAUCAUCGUCAUCCGCAUUAGCCAUUAGUGCAGAAAUGAAUAGACAACAAAAGGAAUUAGACAAGCGAAGAGAUGAUCGUGAAAAGAUGUUAGUCAAUUUGAAAUAUAAUGAUAGAAAUAGAGCCAAAAGUUUUAUGGAAUCUAACAAGAAAUUGUUACAAGCCAUGAAAGAUGAAGAAAGAAGAAAGAGAAUGACCGCUAUAAUGACUGAACCUGUAAAUGUAGUUAAAACCAAACCGCUAAGAAUUAUACCAACUUUCCCACCAUAUCCAACAAAUAUGUCGCCAUCGCAAUUAUCUCAAAUGAAUGAUCCCAUGACAAAUCAAGCUCAUGCUCUAUUAGACGAUAAUGCAUUUAGUAGUUUUGCCCAGGCAAAUGGUCAACAUGUUAAUAUGAUGAAUAUAAGUUCCAAUGAACAUGAUGCUGUGGCUGCUGCCGCGGCAGCAGAUUUACACACAAAUCAACAAAUUGAUGCAGCAUUGGCUGAAUUUACCAAGAAUACAACAUUUGAUAAUAGCAGUGCGGUAAGCAGCAAGGGAACAACUCUAGAUACUCUAUCACAAGCUGAUAUGACUAAUGCUAUCAUUUCAAACAUGCAAGACAAAAAAAUGGAGGAAAGUAUCAUUCCAUCAUCCAGCAUGGGAGAUUCAGCAAGUCCUUCUUCUUCUGCUGCUCAUCCUUCAUCUUCUAUUACUAAUGCUGCUACUACCAUUAAAUUACCAGGACCAGCCGAUAUUGCCAAUAAUAUAGAUCUUUAUCGUCAACAUCAAGAUCAACAACAAUUAUUAUUACAGCAUCAGCAACAACAGCAGCAACAACAACAACAGCAGCAGCAGCAACCACAACAACCACACGAUCAACAGAUGCAAGAGAAGAAAAGAUCAAGAACAUUAGAUGAUAUGGGACUUGUGGAAGAUGAAUUGGAAGAUGAUGAUGAAUCCGGUUUCAUUCACAAUUCACAAAUGGAAUUGGCUACUUUACGCAAUGAAAAUGAUAGUCCGCCUAUGAAAAAAAAAAAGAGAACACUGGCACCUACCGCUGCAGCACAAUACUUAAAUGAAAGGGAUACUCAGACUGCAUUGUUAGUGGCAUCCCCCAUUGAAUUGAUCUGCAGAGAUGGGUUCUUCUAUAGGAUCAAUAAUCCAGAAGUACCAAUCACCACGGGCACAUAUUUGGAAUUUAAAUUCAAACAUAAAGAAGAAGAAUUAAUGAAAGUGAGUCCAUGGGCACAUGAUCCACUAAAGAGAAGAUAUGAAAGAACGAACGCUUAUUUCUUAAAACUUGAAAUUGAUUAUGAAAACGAAUUUGCCUUCAAUAUCUUGUGUAAUACGACAUUGACUGAAAAAUACGUGAAUUCAUUAGAAUAUUUCCUUAUGGAAUUUAGAUGGGAGAAUAAAUUAAUUGCUCUUGGUUUGAAAUUGAAAGAAUCUAAGAGAACUUGGCAAAGAAGGAAAGCAUUAUAUGCUCUAUUUGAAUUUUGGAGAGACCAAUCUAGAGAAAAGAGAAAUUUCCCCAAUUUUACCAUUUUACAUGCCGUCAAGGAGAUGGAAAAUUACAGGAUCUUCAUUAACAGAUCAGUUUCUUGGUUUUACAACCAUAUUACUCUAUUGAAGAUGAUUCUUUACGAUCUUUGUGACAACGUAGAGACCCAAUGGAGAGAAUGGAUGUUCCCCAGGGAUAAACCUUUACCCAUGGUUGGAGAAAAUGGUGUCACUGAAGAGAACAUAAACGAGGCUAUAGAUAACGACCUAGUGUUUGACUUCCUGGACGAUGGGAGCGAGAACAACCAAGUCAAGUCUUCCAGGGUCAUUCCCCCGGCACCUAUUGCUGCACGGAUCACAGAGGGUGAUAGUGGCAACAGCAACAGCAACAGCAACAGCCACAACGACCCUAACACGAGCAACAUGAUGAUGAACACGGAGGAGAGCGGCUCUGAUCUGAAAUAUGAUGUGGAGAAAUGA